AUGAUACUAGGCAUAGCAGAAGAAGGAUUGGCAAUGGCAUUAUCCUCAACAUGUCCCUCCAGCACAACUUUUUUAGGUGGUCGAGCUAUAGACCGCUGCAAUCCCAUUAUCCGAGAUGCAAGGAGACUCGGCAAAGUAGUGCAGAUGAAUACUACAGACACUGAACCACCUUCCCCUCCUCCUCAACCAGCUACAGACCAAAAUUUUGUGAACAGCAUGAAUGAUAUUAUUCAUCAGACUGAGAAGAAGAAGAAGAAGAAGAAGGCGCAUAUGAUAUCUUCAUUGAAGAAGGAAAAAAAGACUAAUAGUAGUGCAGAUUGUGCUGGCAAAAUGGUAAACAAGACUGGUAGUACUAGUAAGGUUGCUACAGAUGAUUAUGAGAUUAUUGUCGAUAGCCCUGGUGAUUCUUCAAGGUACUUGUUGACUACUACUAAUAGUAGUAGUACUCGUGAAAUGAAAUCAUUUGUAUAUUCACAACGAUUUGAUCCUCGAUUGGCUAUGGUGGAACAAUCUUCGGCUACCUCUUCCUUUUCUUCUCCAGUAACUUCUUCCCCUGCCUCUGCAGCUCCCAACCACCAGGUAGUAGUUCUUCGUGUGUCUCUUCAUUGCAGAGGAUGCGAAAGAAAAAUGAGGAAACAUAUAUCCAAAAUGGAAGGAGUAACAUCUUUUAACAUAGACUUUGCUGCAAAGAAGUUGACAGUUGCUGGAGAAGUGACACCGUUAUCUGUGCUGGCUAGUGUCUCGAAAGUGAAGAAAGCUCAACUCUUGACAUCACCGGCUCCAACAACGUCCUCCUCAACAAUCCCGUCUUACUCAGAUCAGACUAUAUCACCAAUUAGCCAAGACAAGGUGAUAAUCGUCUGA
Molecule: messenger RNA, 864 nt
Organism: Daucus carota subsp. sativus
Lineage: Eukaryota; Viridiplantae; Streptophyta; Magnoliopsida; Apiales; Apiaceae
Product: protein SODIUM POTASSIUM ROOT DEFECTIVE 1
Exons: 3
Coding region: 1-864 (287 amino acids)
Molecular function (GO): metal ion binding
Source: RefSeq, a predicted model, not a curated record